Molecule: messenger RNA, 525 nt
Organism: Colletotrichum phormii
Lineage: Eukaryota; Fungi; Ascomycota; Sordariomycetes; Glomerellales; Glomerellaceae
Product: Sas10/Utp3/C1D family protein
Exons: 3
Biological process (GO): maturation of 5.8S rRNA; regulation of gene expression
Cellular component (GO): nucleolus; exosome (RNase complex)
Molecular function (GO): DNA binding; RNA binding
Source: RefSeq, a predicted model, not a curated record
AUGGCGCUCAAGGAUAUGACCUCCGACCUGAAGAAGCUCGAUACUCACAUCGACUCUCUUGAAGAUGCACUCAAGCCCCUGAUUGACAACCUCCCCGAGAUGGCUAACGAGCUCCCCCUGCUCGACAAGGCCAAGAUGUUUGCUCUGACUGCCUACGCCAUCGAGACUCUUCUGUUUUCAUCACUCCGUCUCCAAGGCGUCGACGCCAAGGACCAUCAGGUCAUGACAGAGCUCAAGCGCGUGCAGCAGUACUUUGGCAAGAUCAAGGGCGCAGAAGAGACGCCCGCACAGCGGUCAGCGACGGUCAACACGGAGGCCGCGAUGCGCAUUCUCAAGGCGGAUCUUGGAAGCAAUGACCCGGUGCUGAAGAAGAGGCUGGAGGAGAAGCUGGCCGAGGAGCGGGCCAAGGCGCUGCUCAACUCGAUGCAGAAGACCAAGAGGCCGGCUCCCGAGUCGCCGUCCGCCAGCUCCUCUGGCCCGGAGAAGAAGCAGAGGAACUCAAGACGGAAGAGCUCGAACAAGAAC